GGGGUGCCCAUCUCGUUUCUCUCAGCUCUCCUCAUUGUAAAAUGGAUUACCAGAAUCGUGUCGGUUCCAAGUUCGGAGGUGGUGGUGUGGCCGGUGCUUCGGAGACCAAUGUAGACAGGAGGGAGCGGCUGCGGAAGCUAGCUCUAGAGACUAUUGACCUUGCCAAGGAUCCCUACAUUCUUCGCAACCAUCUUGGCUCACUCGAAUGUCGACUAUGUCUCACCCUCCACACCAAUGAAGGUUCCUACCUUGCGCAUACUCAAGGAAAGAAGCAUCAGACGAACUUAGCCCGACGAGCUGCUCGCGACUUGAAGGAGACGCAGCUCAUGAUCGCGCCGACCCAGCAAAACGUCCAUAAGAAGGUCUUCCUCAAAAUUGGUCGACCUGGAUACCGUGUUACGAAGGUCCGCGACAGGGAUACUGGGAAGGAAGGAAUGAUGGUUCAGGUCCACCUUCCGCAAAUCAAGCCCGGUAUCAUACCCCGCCGACGAUUUAUGAGCGCGUGGGAGCAGAAGCGAGAGCCACCAAACAAGGCCUACCAAUAUCUCAUAGUUGCAGCCGAACCUUAUGAGACCAUCGCCUUCCGUAUCCCCGCACGAGAGAUCGAGGAUGAGUCAGACGAUGCUGGCUAUUGGAAUUGGUCGCACUGGGACCCCGACACCAAGCAGUACAGUUUCCAAUUCAUGUUCCGUCUCCAGUACUGAUUGUAUACUACUGCCUACUCUGUAUCACCGGAUAUGCAAUGCAAUGUACAAGUCUCU
Molecule: messenger RNA, 761 nt
Organism: Dichomitus squalens LYAD-421 SS1
Lineage: Eukaryota; Fungi; Basidiomycota; Agaricomycetes; Polyporales; Polyporaceae
Exons: 5
Coding region: 42-704 (220 amino acids)
Biological process (GO): spliceosomal complex assembly
Cellular component (GO): catalytic step 2 spliceosome; U2 snRNP; U2-type prespliceosome
Molecular function (GO): zinc ion binding; nucleic acid binding
Source: RefSeq, a predicted model, not a curated record